Acanthopagrus latus (yellowfin seabream) is the source of this 7631-nucleotide messenger RNA. RefSeq names its product myosin-9-like. Gene Ontology annotation, cellular component: myosin complex. NCBI's taxonomy places the organism in Eukaryota, Metazoa, Chordata, Actinopteri, Spariformes, Sparidae. The record is from RefSeq and is a predicted model, not a curated record. The coding region runs from base 248 to 6130 and encodes 1960 amino acids. Gene Ontology annotation, molecular function: cytoskeletal motor activity; actin filament binding; ATP binding. The transcript is spliced from 41 exons.
AACCAGUGAGCAGCCAGUGGAGGAGGGAGGGCAGAAGGAAGAAGGGGGGAGAGAGAGAAAAAAAGAUAGAAAGAGUGACUGAACUAGAGAAAGAGAGGGAGGAAACGAGCGCUGUAGUUUAGACCGAAGUCUUUGCGAAGCUGCUGUCGACAGGAAAAGAAGUUUGACUCACGGCGACGCUGACUGAGCCACCCGGUUGUUGUUAGCCACCCUCUGAAAGGCGUACUGCACCCAAAAAGCAGCCACCAUGUCCGCCGCAGACAAGUUCCUGUACGUGGACCGCAAUCUGGUCAACAACCCACUGGCACAGGCUGACUGGGCUACCAAGAAGCUGGUAUGGGUACCCUCAGAGCGCCUGGGCUUUGAGGCCGGCUCCGUGAAGGAGGAGCGUGGCGAUGAGUGUGUGGUUGAGCUUGCAGACUCUGGGAAGAAGAUCCGGGUGAACAAGGAUGACAUCCAGAAGAUGAACCCGCCCAAGUUCAGCAAGGUUGAGGACAUGGCUGAGCUCACCUGCCUGAACGAGGCCUCUGUGCUGCACAACCUGAAGGAGAGAUACUACUCUGGUCUCAUAUAUACAUACUCUGGCCUCUUCUGUGUCGUCAUAAACCCCUACAAGAACCUGCCCAUCUACUCAGAGGAGAUUGUUGACAUGUACAAGGGGAAGAAGAGGCAUGAAAUGCCGCCUCACAUCUAUGCCAUCACUGACACAUCGUACAGAAGCAUGAUGCAAGAUCGUGAAGACCAGUCCAUUCUUUGCACAGGAGAGUCUGGUGCUGGUAAGACGGAGAACACCAAGAAAGUGAUUCAGUAUCUGGCUCAUGUGGCCUCCUCUCACAAGACCAAGAAAGAUCAGAACAGCUCGAUCCUGUCACAUGGGGAGCUGGAGAAGCAACUGCUGCAAGCUAACCCCAUCCUGGAAGCCUUUGGAAAUGCCAAGACAGUCAAAAAUGACAACUCUUCCAGAUUUGGAAAAUUCAUCCGGAUCAACUUUGACGUCAAUGGUUAUAUCGUUGGUGCCAAUAUCGAAACUUACCUGUUGGAGAAAUCCCGUGCCAUUCGGCAGGCCAAAGAUGAGAGGACCUUUCACAUCUUCUACUACAUGCUCACAGGGGCUGGGGAUAAACUGCGCAAUGAACUCCUCCUUGAAAAUUACAACAACUACCGCUUCCUUUCCAAUGGAAACGUCACAAUUCCUGGGCAACAGGACAAGGACCUCUUUACAGAGACCAUGGAGGCCUUUAAGAUCAUGAGUAUCCCAGAGGAUGAGCAGAUUGGCAUGUUGAAGGUGGUGUCAUCUGUGCUACAGCUAGGAAACAUGAACUUCAAGAAGGAGCGCCAUACAGACCAGGCCUCCAUGCCCGACAACACCGCUGCCCAGAAGGUAUGCCACCUUAUGGGCAUGAAUGUCACAGAGUUCACCAGGGCCAUCCUUUCGCCCAGGAUCAAAGUGGGCAGAGACUACGUCCAGAAAGCCCAGACCCAGGAGCAGGCAGAGUUUGCUGUGGAGGCCCUGGCAAAGGCCACAUAUGAAAGGAUGUUCCGUUGGCUCGUCAUGAGGAUCAACAAAGCUCUGGACAAGACCAAGAGACAGGGAGCCUCUUUCAUCGGCAUCCUAGAUAUCGCUGGUUUUGAGAUCUUUGAGCUGAACUCAUUUGAGCAGCUGUGUAUCAAUUACACCAAUGAGAAGCUGCAGCAGCUCUUCAACCACACCAUGUUCAUCCUGGAGCAGGAAGAGUACCAGAGGGAGGGCAUUGAGUGGAGCUUCAUUGAUUUCGGCCUCGACCUGCAGCCCUGCAUUGAACUCAUUGAGAAACCUGCCAGUCCCCCUGGUAUCCUGGCUCUGUUGGAUGAAGAGUGUUGGUUCCCCAAAGCAACAGACAAGAGCUUUGUGGAGAAGGUGCUCCAGGAGCAGGGCACUCACCCAAAGUUCUUCAAGCCUAAAAAACUGAAGGAUGAAGCAGACUUCUGUAUCAUCCAUUAUGCUGGCAAGGUGGACUACAAGGCCGACGAGUGGCUGAUGAAGAACAUGGACCCCUUGAAUGAUAACGUAGCAACACUGCUCAACCUGUCCACUGACAAGUUUGUCUCUGAGCUGUGGAAGGAUGUGGACCGCAUUGUGGGUCUGGACAAGGUUUCUGGCAUGUCUGAGAUGCCCGGUGCCUUUAAGACCCGCAAGGGCAUGUUCCGCACCGUGGGCCAGCUGUACAAGGAGCAGCUGUCCAAGCUCAUGGCCACUCUGAGGAACACAAACCCUAACUUUGUUCGUUGCAUCAUCCCCAACCAUGAGAAAAAGGCUGGUAAACUUGACCCCCACCUAGUUCUUGAUCAGCUGAGGUGCAAUGGUGUCUUGGAGGGGAUCCGUAUCUGCAGACAGGGCUUCCCUAAUCGCAUCGUCUUCCAGGAGUUCAGACAGAGGUAUGAAAUCCUCACUCCCAACGCCAUCCCCAAAGGCUUCAUGGAUGGAAAGCAGGCCUGUGUGCUCAUGAUCAAAAGCCUGGAGCUGGAUCCUAAUCUGUACCGGAUCGGUCAGAGUAAAGUGUUCUUCAGAGCAGGAGUCCUCGCUCACCUUGAGGAGGAGAGGGACAUGAAGAUCACAGACAUCAUCAUCAGUUUCCAGGCCUGGUGCAGAGGAUAUGUGGCUCGCAAGGCUUUUGCCAAGAGACAGCAGCAGCUGACUGCAAUGAAGGUGAUCCAGAGGAACUGUGCUGCUUAUCUUAAACUCAGGAACUGGCAGUGGUGGAGGCUAUUCACCAAGGUAAAACCUUUGCUGCAAGUCAGCAGGCAGGAGGAAGAGAUGCUUGCCAAGGAUGAAGAGCUACAUAAGGUGAAGGAGAAGCAAUUGUAUGCUGAGCAGCAGCUGCAGGAAAUGGAGGAAAAACAGCAGCAGCUGUCUGCUGAGAAGAUGGCCCUGCAGGAGCAGCUUCAGGCAGAAACAGAACUGUGUGCUGAGGCAGAGGAGAUGAGAGCCCGUCUGGCUGCCAAGAAGCAGGAGCUGGAGGAGUUUCUCCAUGACCUGGAGGGCCGUGUGGAGGAGGAGGAAGAGCGUGCUGCUCAACUCUUGGCAGAGAAAAAGAAGAUGCAGCAAAAUAUUGGAGACUUGGAGCAGCAGCUGGAUGAAGAAGAGGCAGCCAGACAGAAGCUUCAGCUAGAGAAGGUCACCAUGGAGGCCAAGAUGAAGAAGAUAGAAGAGGAUGUUAUGGUUCUAGAUGACCAGAACAAUAAACUGAAUAAGGAGAAGAAGUUGCUGGAAGAGAGGAUCUCUGAGUUCACCACCAACCUGGCAGAGGAGGAGGAGAAAUCCAAGAGCCUGCAGAAACUUAAGACCAAACACGAGGCCAUGAUCACAGACCUGGAGGACCGCCUGCGCAGGGAGGAGAAGGGGCGUCAGGAGCUGGAAAAGAACCGACGCAAGCUUGAGGGCGACUUCACUGAGAUACAUGACCAGAUUGCUGAGCUGCAAGCCCAGAUUGCUGAGCUCCGUGCUCAGCUAGCUAAGAAGGAGGAAGAACUCCAGGCAGCCUUGGCCAGGAUCGAGGAGGAGGCUGCUCAUAAGAACAUGGCCCAGAAAAAGAUCCGUGAGCUGGAGGCUCAGCUCUCUGAACUGCAGGAGGAUUUGGAGCUGGAGAGGCAAGCUCGAGCCAAGGCAGAGAAACACCGCAGGGAUCUGGGAGAAGAGCUGGAGGCCCUCAAGACAGAGCUGGAGGACACUCUGGACUCUACCGCUGCUCAGCAAGAACUAAGGUCCAAGCGAGAGACGGAGGUGGCACAACUGAAAAAGACUCUGGAUGAAGAAGCAAGGAUUCAUGAGCAGCAGCUGGGUGAGAUGAGACAGAAACACAGUCAGGCCUUCGACGAGCUCAAUGAGCAGCUGGAGCAGGCCAAGAGGAACAAAGUGUCCAUGGAGAAGGCCAAGCAGGCUCUGGAGUCCGAGAGGAAUGAGCUCUCCAUCGAAUUGCAGUCGCUGUUGCAGGGUAAGGGGGAGUCUGAGCAUCGCAGGAAGAAGGCUGAAGCCCAGGUCCAGGAGCUGCAGCUCAAACACACAGAGAGUGAGCGCCAGAGAAUAGAGCUGGCUGAGAAACUAGCGAAAACACAGUCUGAACUGGAAAAUGUAAACUGCAUUCUGAAUGAUGUGGAAAGCAAGUCCAUCAAGGCAACAAAAGACUGUUCUGCAGUGGAGUCACAGCUACAGGAUGUUCAGGAGCUACUCCAGGAGGAGACACGUCAAAAACUGGCACAGAGCACACGUCUGCGGCAGCUGGAGGACGAACACAACAGCCUGAGAGAACAACUGGAGGAAGAAGAAGAAGCCAAGAGAAAUGUAGAGAAGCAGCUUCAGAUGGUGCAGGCUCAGCUCACUGAGAUGAAGAAGAAGGUUGAGCAGGAUGCAGGUUGUUUGGAGACCGCUGAGGAGGGGAAGAAGAGGCUUCAGAGGGACCUGGAGGGAACAAACCAGCGCCUGGAGGAGAAAUGUGCUGCCUAUGAGAAGUUGGACAAAACAAAGACUCGUCUGCAGCAAGAGUUGGACGACCUGCUGGUAGACCAGGACCACCUCCGACAGAUCGUCUCCAACCUGGAGAAGAAGCAGAAGAAGUUUGACCAGAUGCUCGCUGAGGAGAAGAACAUAUCUGCCCGCUACGCAGAGGAGCGUGACCGAGCUGAAGCUGAGGCCCGUGAGAAGGAGACCCGGGCACUGGCUUUGACCCGUGAGCUGGACUCUCUGAUGGAAAUCAAGGAGGACUUGGACCGCAACAACAAACUGCUGCGGGCUGAAAUGGAGGACCUGGUAUCCUCCAAGGAUGAUGUUGGCAAGAGUGUCCAUGAGCUGGAGAAGGGUAAACGUGCGAUGGAGCAGCAGCUGGAGGAGAUGAGGACUCAGCUGGAGGAGCUUGAGGACGAGCUGCAGGCCACAGAGGACGCCAAGCUGCGCCUGGAGGUCAACAUGCAGGCCCUGAAGGCCCAGUACGAGAGAGACCUGGCAGGACGUGACGAGAUGGGCGAGGAGAAGAAGAGGGCACUGGUCAAACAGGUGCGAGAGAUGGAGAUGGAGUUGGAGGAUGAGAGGAAGCAGCGUUCAGGAGCUGUGGCCGCACGCAAGAAGCUGGAGCUAGACCUGAAGGAGCUGGAGGCUGGUAUCGACAUGGCCAACAAGAACCGUGACGAGGCACUGAAACAGCUCAAGAAACUCCAAGCCCAGAUGAAGGAGAUGUACCGGGAGCUGGAGGAUACUCGCAUGUCCAGAGAGGAGAUCCUCGCUCAGAGCAAGGAGUCGGAGAAGAAGCUGAAAGCCAUGGAGGCUGACAUGCUCCAGAUGCAGGAGGAGUUGGCAGCUGCAGAACGAGUAAAGAGACAAGCCCAGCUGGAGAGAGACGAACUGCAGGAUGAGAUGAACAACCAGGCCGCCAAGAAUGCUCAGAUUGCAGAGGAGAGAAGACGGCUGGAGGCUCGUAUUGCUCAGCUGGAGGAAGAGCUUGAGGAGGAACAGUGCAACACUGAGCUGACUAAUGACAGGCUGAAGAAAGCAAUGCUGCAGACUGACCAGAUGAAUGUGGAGCUGACAGCUGAGCGCAGCACCUCUCAGCGUGUGGAAGGUGCUCGUGCCCAGCUGGAGCGCCAGAACAAGGAGCUGAAACUGAAGCUGCAGGAGCUGGAAGGAACAGUCAAGUCCAAGUACAAGGCUAAUAUGGCUGCCCUAGAGGCGAAGAUCGCUCAGCUGGAGGAACAGCUGGACAUGGAGACCAGGGAGAGGCAGGGUGCCACCAAGCUUGUGAGACGCACAGAGAAGAAACUGAAGGAAGUCAUCCUGCAGGUGGAAGAUGAGAGACGCAACACAGAGCAGCACAAGGACCAGGUCGACAAGUUGAACUCCCGCAUGAAGCAGCUGAAGCGUCAACUGGAGGAGGCUGAGGAAGAGGCUCAGAGAGCCAAUGCCAACCGAAGGAAACUGCAGAGGGAGCUGGAGGACGCCACGGAGUCCGCAGACGCCAUGAACCGUGAAGUCACCACCCUCAAGAACAAGCUCAGGCGUGGCGACCUCCCCUUCCUUGGGCGCCGCACUGUUCCCCGCACUGGCAUAGAAAGCGACGAGGAGAGCGAGCCCAAGAGUGAGACCUCUGAGCCCAAGCCUGAAUGAACAGCCACAGUGCCACUGCAUCAUAAACAGACAGACCCAAAAUUCACAUAUGAGCACACAUUACUGUACCUACUGAACAGAGGAACACAUCAUGUUGAAACUAGAGACAGGGAUCCAGUCUGCCUUCUUCAAGUUUAGUCCUGUGACAGUCUGAUCUCUUCAACACUGACAAUCUAUGCAUUCUUAACACACAUACAGAAGCCAGUAAACUGGGACAAUCACCAUGCUGACACAUACACACGUUAUUUUUGGGCCAAAUUGUUUUGUUCUGCUUCAUUUUUGAUUCUCUGGGAAAAAUAAAAUAUUUUUAUAAGGAAACAUUCCAAUUAUAAUAGGCCUGAUUGAGGAUCUAUUUUUCUAAUUGAAGAAAGAGAAAACAAAGAAAGAAGUAUACAUAAAUGAAGACAGAUUACUGGAAGGGGACCAAAGUAAUAUCUCAAUCUAUAGAAUUGUAUUUUAUGCAGAAGUUUUUAUAAUGGUUAAGAAUGGAAGUUCUUCAUGUUUAUUAUGCUCGCGCUCUCGCCUCCGUUUAUAAUGAAGGUUUAUAUGCUGAAAUGUAUUCUAUCAAUCUAGCUGCAGUUAGUAGUUGUGACUACGCUUUUGAGCUUAAUAAUUUGAUAUACACACACUUCAUGUGGAAAUGAAAAAUUAGAGGCAGAUUUGAAGUAAAACAAUUGGAGACUCAUUGACACAUAAUGAAGGCAUUUGAUUGUGACUGUGCUGAAAUUCCUUAUUUUUGCACUGAGAUGACAAAAAAAACACUUAAGCCUUGAUAUUAUAAACCACUGCAUUUGUGUGUUUCAUUGACGGAGAAGCUCGGAAGUUUUGGAAAAAACGUGUGCACAUGCUCAUUUAGUGAGUGCACAGACUGCCAACACACACUAAGGCCUUAAAUACAGCUGCGUUCUACUGGGCAGGGUGGUUGGCUUUUUCUCUGGACAUGCAUUGACUUUUACAUUUCUCACUAUCAGUGUUUGUGUUAAUGUUCAAGGUAAAGUUUAAAGGGGGUGGUGGGGUAGCUGAUUACUCACAGUACACACUGUAUUCUCAGAGCACAGCCUGGUGAGGGAGGAGAAGCUGAGGCAGAAUCGGGAGGCAGGGACAAACUUCAUCUCUUUAGCCUACUGUACUUACACUAUACCGUGGCUGACAGGGCUUAAAGUAAACACGGGGAGUUGAUAUGUAGCCAGGUAUAGAGUAGAUGUAUGAGAUACAAGCUCUCUGUGUCAGGAUGAUGUCGACCCCUCGCAGGCUGUGCUCAGGGCGGCUUUUGGCUCACACUGCUGGGAAGUGAGAGGGAUGUGUUGUUACUUAAAAAUAACAGCUCACAGCGCACUUAAAAAAAAAAAAACGAAACGAAGAAAAUCCAAAAAAGAGAUGGAGGGGAAAAAUGCUCCUCCAACAAUUGUUCUGUAAUGUUUGUCUGUCUGCACCUCUGGAGUGGAAAUCAUAUUGUGAAAUGUUGGUAUUAUUGCAAUUAAAGAUGCUUUCUAAACUGCUA